Molecule: messenger RNA, 5181 nt
Organism: Aegilops tauschii subsp. strangulata
Lineage: Eukaryota; Viridiplantae; Streptophyta; Magnoliopsida; Poales; Poaceae
Biological process (GO): microtubule nucleation; meiotic cell cycle; spindle assembly
Cellular component (GO): microtubule organizing center; gamma-tubulin complex; spindle pole
Molecular function (GO): gamma-tubulin binding; microtubule minus-end binding
Source: RefSeq, a predicted model, not a curated record
UUCAGCAGAAAACCGCAAAAUUCUCUUCUUCCUCGGUUCGGUUCCGGCGCUCUCGUUGCUCUCCUCCGGUUCCUCGCCACUCCCUUUGCCGGGGCUGCCAACCCUCCGGCCAUCCGCACCUCGCCGCCGCUCGGCUCUCACCACCAUCCGCCCACCUCUGCUCCCGUAUCUCUUUAUCUACGCGCGGAGCUACACCACAUUGGAGAGCAUACCAUAACCCUAGCUAGGGUGAUAGACCUCCGGAUGGAGGCCGCCGCCUCCAGCCUCUCGUCGCUGCUCGUCAGCCUCCGCGUGGACGGCCCCUGGACGCCGCCUGCAGCCUGGGAUUCCAUCGCCCCCGAGAGCGCGUCCGCCGGUGUUCCUGACCCUGCAGGGCGUCCCUCUCGGGAUCCAAUCUACGAGCUCACCUCCGUUCCUGAUGCUGCUUUGGUUCGUUUGGCUUUGCAUGCACUGCAUGGUGUCAAAUCAUCGCUAGAUGAGAUUGACGAGCUUUCUGUGUUGUUCUCCUCAAGUCCGGCAGACAGGACAUCUCAUCGCAUUGCAAAUGUGUGGUCACGGUCAUCUAGCACUGCCUCUAUAGGACAUAUUCUCAAUUCUAUAGGCUCUACAGGUCUUGCAGUUUUCUUCCUGCGCAAGUUUGUGCACUAUUAUCUUUUCCAAAGUCGAGAAGUAAAUUGUGGAAAUAGAGAAGGACAUGGACAUGAUGUUUCUGAUGACAAAGAUACUGAGCAUUCUCCUCCUUAUAGUCUAGUGAACCAAGCAUUUGCUGCAGCAGUUGAAAAAGUUCUAGAAGGCUAUUUCUGUUCCUUGAAUACUUUACCACCUUCAAUUAAGCUGAGGCGGUCAGUGGGACAACCUGAUAGACCUUCCAUGACCUCAGAUAGAGCUAGUUGUAAUUCUAGCUCUGAAAUCACUCUUCUGGAAGUUUAUCUCCACACCGAGGAGUUGAGAAGGCAUAUUAAGUCCCUUGGAAAUAUUUGUUUUCCUAAGUUUGCAGGUCUUGCAUUAUGCCAGGAGGGUUUGACUACUGAUUCUAACUUGGAGUUUGAGAAUUUUCCGCGGGGCACUGAUUUGCUUUCUUAUUUGUAUGUCCGCCUUCGUGAUGCUGAUCCAGUUCACUAUGCUCUUUUGAAAUAUCUCUUCAUUCGUUCGUGUGAACCAUACUGUAACUUCAUUAAGUUAUGGAUUUACCGAGCUAGUGUUGACGACCCUUAUGAAGAAUUUCUCAUAACACAAACCGAGAACAGCCAGAUUCAAGGAGGUUCGUUGGGCCCACUAGGUGUCACUGCAUUGCCCUUCAAGGGAAGUAAUCAUGUAUCUGUUCCAUGUUUUCUGAAAGAUAUAUGCAAUCCUCUUUUACGCACUGGGCAGCAGCUUCAAGUGCUCAUGAAGGUUGUAAAGUCAUGCAAUCUUUGUUCUACUGGAGGAGAUAAUUACGACGCUAGUAAAACUAUCCUUCUGGAGGAAAUUCUCCCAUGGUUUGGUACGCCAAUUGAGUGCUCAGUGAAUUCAUUUACUUUCUCAAAAAGCAAGGCUGAUGCAGUAAUAUGUCAGAGAGACGCUAUGUACAAGUCAAUGCUAGAGAAGCUCCAUCAUUAUUUCUUAAAUAUUGAGAUAAUUCCUUUUGGUCCUCCGUCAAACUCCCUGCAUAAAAGUAAAAGCCCUCUAGACACAUCAGUUUCAGAUGUGGAGCUAUUGUAUGGCGGCAUCCAUGCUCUACCAACUUGUGAUAUUAUGUCUGCAGAUGAAAAAGACAAUGAUGCUUAUUCAACAUCGCAAGAAUCUUCAGAUAAACUAGAUCCUCUGGAAUCUUCAGAAUGCUCUUCUUCUUAUAGUUCUAUGGAUGAAAUUGAGGUUGAGAGUGGCAUCACUUGUGGUAAUUUGUCUAGUUCCAGGUUUUCGUUGUACCAUGCAAGUACAGGUGAAGCAAAAUGCUCCUCAGAAACCCAAAAUGUGCUUUCACAUCAAACUAGUUCUCGUCACAACGGGACAAACUCUUCAAGCCCUAAUGAUGAGGACCAUAGAAAUGUUGAUUUGGGUUGCAUCAACGUUCCCAUGCACUCGCAGAAUGUGGAACAUAAUGUGAUGCCUGAUGCUCUAGAACUGGAUUACCAGUAUAGUAAAUUUUGGCCAUUUGGCAAAUUUCCAAAGAACACAUUUAAUAGUUCCCCUGGAAAAAUGUGUUUAGUUGAUGAGUUUCUGUAUACGGACAAUGAAAGUGCAGUGGAGCAAGUAUCACAUGAUGAUGUAGUUUAUCCAUCACACACAGAUAAGUCUUGCAAGAUAAAUCAUUCAUGGAAUUCUAGCAUUUCUUACAAUCUCAGCACCAAUCCCAUUCUGAAGAAUGCGGCUGGUCAUCAUAUGGAGAGUGACUUGCGAGGAAAAUGGAAAAAUCAAGCACUUGAAAGCUUUGCUUUCGAGUCAGUCACAAAUCCAUGUGAAGUAUACUGUGAAAGAAGUACGUCCCUUGUGGAGUCUGAAGCCGGAGCUACAAAGGUUGUACAUUCCACUGCUCAGAAACAGCCUGAUUGUUCCAGCGAGCUUCUUCAAGCUAAGACAGGGAGUCAGGGAUACCUUGCUUCAUCAGGAGAAACGGAAGCAAGUGAUAAUCUUCCAAAAUAUGUCUGCGGGGGAGCAUUAUGGGAGAAAUUGUUAGAAUAUACUGCUAAAUCAACAGAAAAGAUAGCUGGAGAUAGUAGUUCAGCAUCUGAUAUGCCACUUGAUAUAGCUAUUGACAAGUGCAUUAUACAAGAAGUUCUGCUUCAAUAUAAAUAUGUUAGCAGCUUCACAAUGAAGUUGCUUGAGGAGGGUUUUGAUCUUUGUGGACAUCUACUAGCACUACGACGGUACCAUUUCAUGGAACUAGCUGACUGGGCAGAAUCUUUUAUUGUUUCCAUUUAUCAUAAGAAAUGGUUCUCUGUUAAGUCUGAGCAGAAAAGAGCAGAGAUCCAAGGGCUUCUUGACUUGGCCUUGCAGAGGUCUUCAUGUGAUACCGAUCCUUAUAAGGAAAAACUGUUUAUAUACAUGAAAGAACAGCCAGUCAUUUCUGUGGCAGCCUCUGAACAUGGUUUCCACAUGCUGGAUGACUUCUUGCUGGGUUAUAAAGUUGAUUGGCCAGUGAAUAUUGUCAUUACAGAGGAGGCACUUAGGAGAUAUGCUGAAAUAUUCUGUUAUCUUGUUCAAGUCAGGUUUGCAGUCUUUUCACUGACUGAAGUAUGGCGGUUUCUAAAGGAGUUGACACAGUUAAUCAGUCGCUCUGGCCGCAGUAGACCUGAUAUAUUGAAAAAAUUAAACUCUGUGAUGAAAGUGAGACAUCAAGUUUACCAUUUUCUAUCAACAUUACAGCAGUACCACCAUUGCAAUUUGUCUGAUAUAUCAUGGCGUCGUUUUCAACAUUCCCUUAAACAUCAGGUUAAAGAUAUGCGGGAUAUCGAGUAUGUGCAUUUGUGUUAUGUUACAGACGCACUUCACAUAUGUUUCUUAUCCAAUGAGACAAAACCAGUUGCCACCAUAAUCAAAAGCAUGCUUCAACAAGCUUUGGAGUUCCGGUCAUGCUUUAAGAGUCUUAAUGACCUUUCCGAAUCAACAGUUAAUCAGCUUAAUCUGCAUUCUCUUAUAAACUUCUCUCAGGUGGACGCAAUUAGAACGAGGUUUGAGAGUAACAUCAAAGAUUUGUAUAUUUUGCAUUCGAAGUCUUCAAAGUAUGAGGAGCUUGGUCUUUCUCGCUUCUGGGGGUAUCUGAACUACAAUGAGUAUCACUCUUUGAAAAUCACCAAGGAUGUGGGCUGCUUCUACUUCUGACAUGACAAUGUGAAAAGAGGUGCAUCCAUUUAUCUUGCAAUUUCCGGAACUAGUUCACCUUUUGCAUCCCUUCAUGACAAAAGUUAGUGAGUGUGAUUGUGUGCUAGUUGUGAGGUCUCUUUGCUUGCAUUUGCAAGCAGAAAGAAGAAGCAGAACGUGGGGGGAGGCUUCUUCAUUCAGAGAUACAUAUUGUUAAGAUCAGCAGUUCUUGUAUAUUCCUUUCACUAAAGAGAUUGGAGCUGUGUUAUUGAUUAAUUUAUGGAGCUUUUAUACUUGAAGAUGGAAUGCUCGGUUGGGAAGUUAUAAUGUUGGAAAUUCAUUUCAAAAUUUUCAGUGAAAAGGGGAAGUUACAUGACUUGAAAACUCUGGCAAUAUUGUGGGUUUACUUGGACAAUGAAGGUCCUUGCCUGCCCUCUGGCCUCCUGCCAUUGACGGUGCAUCCAAAGUGCGGGCAUCCAGGCAUAGUGAUGCCGUACCUGGUAUUUGAUGUCCUGACUCCUGACCUUACUGGGGCCUCCUUGUUGCCCUCUCAGCAAUUGCAACAAGAUCACCACUAACUGGGCGACAGGACAGAUUGGUUAUGGGACUCUGUUCUUUGGUAAAAUUUGUUGAACCUACCAUAAAGACAUCGCUGCCAAGUCACUACUAAAAUCAUGUCCAUUCGGGACGUGAAGUUGUACACCAUAUGUCAUCAAAUGCUAACCAAAUCCAGUGGUCUGUCCCCCACAAACCACAAUGGAUGGCUUGGUGCUGCUGCCUUCGAGGGAUAUGAUACUGUCUACUCGUUUCUCACUGUUGAAAAUUUGAAGUUGCUGGAUGAAAGUUGGUGUUCCCCUCUUGAAUGUCAGAUUUUCUGGGUUUGAUUCUGGUAUUUUUCAUUUGAAAGUUGGGUACUUUUGGGUUGAUAGUUCUAAAUUUGUUCAAUGAAAAAUUUGGUGGUUGGAAAAUUGCACACUCCCAUUGGAAGUUCUGGUUUUCGAAACUGCUGAAUUUAUGCUGAAGGCUACCACGAUCUGCAAUGGUCAAAGAGAUGUUAUCUGACCUGCGAAUCAGAUGUUCGCAGAGCUGAUAGUUGCAGAUCUAGCUGAAAUUGUAAACACUGGCAGAGUGGAGUUCUUGGAAGAAUGCGGAGCGAUGCUCUGUGAGACACCCUAGCUCAGCUGUCUUAUCCUUUCAGGUGCCAAUUUGGUGCAACUGGUACCCUAUACUUUCCAAUGCAAUAUCCUAUGCCGGCAUACAAGUAUGUUAUCUACUUGUCUCGAUGUUUUGCUUGGUCAGCGUGCCAUCACUUCCAUGUCCUGAUACCUGUAGUUCAGACAUGCGCUUUGUGUCUGCCUUAUAACAGUGUAAAAUCGAGGUUAGUUUGUGUGGUUUCGUGUA